This is a messenger RNA of Aphis gossypii (cotton aphid), 1132 nucleotides long. RefSeq lists its product as uncharacterized. The transcript has 2 exons. The coding region runs from base 174 to 620 and encodes 148 amino acids. NCBI's taxonomy places the organism in Eukaryota, Metazoa, Arthropoda, Insecta, Hemiptera, Aphididae. The record is from RefSeq and is a predicted model, not a curated record.
UGACGCUACGUUAUCAGAAGCGUACUGCGUAGUUUGGUCUCGUAGUCUUUGUCUUCAUGCAGUCAAGUAUUAAAAUUAUAAAAUAGUAUUUUUAAUUGUUGUACUAAUAUAUUUUAAAUUUGGUAUUUUUUUAUUUAAACAUCACUUUUGAUUUAUUUUCAACGAAAAUUACAAUGGAUAACGACGAUCAGUGGUUUUCGGAAAGAUUCAAAGAGUAUGUGGAAGACACCGAUGAUUUAUUGGACCCAACCAUUGAAGAGAUUGUAAUGGAAAUGUUGGGCAAGGGAAUGGUCCCGGAUUUUGUUAAUCUAGACACCAUGGUAAACGAAUCACGUCCACUGACAUUUGCAAUUGCUUCAUUAGAAACUUACUUUCAAAAGUUUUCAUGGGAUGAAUCAACGAAGAAGGAAAUCGUACAAUUCAUUUCAGUUGUAGAAAAGCAUUGCAAUCAGCAGGAUUUACGCCGCCAUUUAUCAAUAGAUAUGUUGAACUAUACUUAUGAAAUUGUACAUGGAUAUAUGAGAAAGCUCAAUGAAUUUGAUGUUGAUCAACGAGAUCAAAUCACUAAGGCGGUUGAUUCACUCCAUGGACAUAUAAUGGAAUUACGACGUGGUGGCUAAAUGGAAUUUGUAAUUUGCAUUACGUUAGUAUCCAACACUGGUAACACUGAUACAGACCUAGUAGAAUUAAUUAUUAUUUCACAAGUCAUCGAAAAUUAAAUUUGUAUGAACCUAUUAACUAAAAAAUGAUUAAUAAUUUUUUAUAUAGUAUACUUAGCAGGCACACAUUUAAUAACUAAAUAUCUUUAACAGUUAACAGUUAAAAUAAAGUUUGACAAAGUAGAGAAGUGCUCCAACAAAUUUAGAUGUAUUUCGUUUAUGCUUGUUAUAGUGAUUUUCCCAAUUUUGUAAUGAUGAUAACAGAAUAAUAGAAUGAAUUAUUACUCAUUUUAUUAGAUUACUAUUUACUACUUGUCUUAAUGUUUAAUUUUUUUAAUUGAUACUUAUUUUAUAUUACUAAACUAAUUUUUAAUUGCUGUAAUCAAAUACAAACUUCUUCUUAUCGUGUCUAGUGCUGGAACUAUAUGGCAUAGUAUGCUAUUACAUUAAUAAAUACAAUAAAACAAUAUAAA